Molecule: messenger RNA, 1952 nt
Organism: Asterias rubens (European starfish)
Lineage: Eukaryota; Metazoa; Echinodermata; Asteroidea; Forcipulatida; Asteriidae
Product: glycine receptor subunit alpha-4-like
Exons: 10
Coding region: 218-1780 (520 amino acids)
Biological process (GO): chemical synaptic transmission; signal transduction; nervous system process
Cellular component (GO): synapse; membrane; neuron projection
Molecular function (GO): chloride channel activity; extracellular ligand-gated monoatomic ion channel activity; transmembrane signaling receptor activity
Source: RefSeq, a predicted model, not a curated record
AGGUAGCAUGAUUACAUAUAGGUUUCACUUUCCGCUUCUCAUUGAAUGUGGAUUGGCUUAGGCAUUAACAAGAAACCAAGAUUUUCAGUCGAUUUGGAUGUUGAAUUGUUACAGUGAUGGGAGAGUAGAGCUGAUUGGAACGAUCAUGUGGUGGGGCUUUUAGGCGUGCUGCUGCUACAUCACCACGUAUCCAAACAAGUUGAGUAACGCUGGCACCAUGAAUGUUAAAGAUGUAGUAUUGAUAGCUAUCAUUUGCUAUUGUAUUAUAGGGAGGACCAGUUCGGGUGAGUUCGAGAGUACUAUCCCUGAACGAAACAUAGAACUUGAGAAUAAGACGAGGGAAUUGUUUAACCAUCUUUUGGAAGGAUACGACCGUAAAAUACGGCCUUUCUUUGGCACUGGUCGUCCCGUCAACGUGACUAUAGACAUUUAUCUGGCAAGUUUCGACAACAUACAUGAAGAACUAAUGGAAUACGGUGUCACGAUCUACCUCCGGCAGCGUUGGUGUGAUCCGCGCCUGCGCCACUCUAAAGAUAUCCCUCUACCACCUACGUCUCAUUACGUUUCUCAUCUAUGGCUACCGGACCUGAUCUUCAGUAACGCCAAGAUUGCCGAAUUCAAAGAUGUGACAUUUAUGAAUCGAAUCGUAGAUAUAGACCACGAUGGGACUGUGCUCUAUGUCUCUAGAAUUGGUUUGCAGCUGUCGUGUUCCAUGGACUUCCAUCGCUUUCCAUUAGAUGGCCAAGCGUGUGAGAUAGAAAUGGAGAGCUUUGAAUACACAGACUCUGAUCUGACCUACCGAUGGGACAUGCAGAUGCCGAUUGAGUACCACGCAAACCAUUUGAAACUACCGCAGUACGAUCUCAAAGGAGGCAACAUACACAACUGCUCAAGGACACUCCGUACAGGAAAUUUCUCUUGUAUUGGCAUUAAACUAAUCUUCGGACGUAAAAUUGGCUACUACAUCCUGCAGACUUACAUUCCGAGUAUUCUGAUGGUUAUUAUGUCAUGGGUAUCUUUCUGGAUUGAGAUUAAGGGGUCCCCGGCCCGAGUGGCUCUGGGCGUGACAACUGUGCUCACCAUGAUAACCACAACCAAUGGAGCUCGGCAAAAUCUACCCCCAGUUUCUUACGUCAAGGCGAUCGAUGUAUGGUUCUCCGUCUGUCUCAUGUUCGUCAUAGGAGCCCUGCUAGAGUUCGCCUUAGUUCACUUCAUCGCCAGUCAUAAACCAAUCAAAUGCAACAUCAAACAAAGACUCAGUUCAUAUAAGCGAAGACAGACAAAAGAUGUUGUUCCACCACCUCCUCAAGAUGCACAACCAAAUUCAACACAUAAAAAGAAGAGCUGCGUCGUCCUUACCAUUGAGGAAAAAGUAACUCGUGGCAAACGGACCCUCAAUGAAAUGACGUCACAUGACGGACAUAAUGACUCCAUUAUGGCGGAUGCAAAGACAGGUGCGCAGAGAGGAGAAGAAGAUGAAGACAAAGGGGUGUAUGUGAACCACGCCCUUUUUGAGAUGGAUUCAAUGGGCGAUCAGCGCCAGGUCACAGUUAACGGCGAGCCUCUUGGUGGUGCAUCACGGGUACUUAGUGUAAGCGGUAAUUGCACCGCGGAUGCCAGGAACUUAAAGCCUUACGGGGAGAUAGGCCGCAAGAUUGACAAAUUCUGUAGGUGGGCAUUCCCGCUCGCCUUUGUUAUUUUCAAUUUUGGGUACUGGAUUGGCUACUCGCAAGAAAUAACAAUACCUGACUACCCUCCCCAGGAAAACGACGAAUUCUAAACUUUAAGAACAGUUUUCGAGGCCAAUACAUUAAGCAAUGUUUUUUUGAAACUGAUUAUUAACUCCUGAGAAUAAUUACCAGGAAAUUAUACAAUUUGUACCGUUUGUGGAGUAAACGGCUAGCGAUGUGGCGGUUACAUCACCGAUUAAAGAGAGCGAGCUUAACAUUUUA